AUGAAAAUACCUGAAUCAAAGACAGGACAAAUUUUAAUGAUAAAAGAAAAACCUGUCCCUACUAACCCUAAGGAAGUAGAGGAUGCAGUAAUUCCCUCUGUAUGGGAAACAGAUAUACCGGGAAAAUCUAAACUGGCACAACCAAUACAUGUGGAAUUAAAAGAUGAGGUAAAGCCUGUGCGGGUCAAACAGUAUCCUAUAAAACCAGGAGCACGGCAAGGAAUAGUAAAGACCAUUGAUAAAUUUUUGAAGUACCAAAUUUUAGAAGAAUGUGAAUCAGAAUUUAAUACACCAAUAUUCCCAGUGAAGAAACCAAAUGAUGAGUACAGACUAGUACAGGAUUUAAGAGCAAUAAAUGAAAUAACUAAAGAUAUUUACCCAGUAGUAGCUAACCCUUACACGUUGUUGACAUCCGUGAAAGAGAAAUAUAGAUGGUUUACUGUAAUUGAUUUAAAAGAUGCCUUUUUCUGCAUACCUCUUGACAAAGAAAGUAGUAAACUGUUUGCCUUUGAAUGGGAAAACCCAGAAAAUGGAAGGAAAACUCAGCUCACCUGGACACGACUCCCACAAGGAUACAAGAACAGUCCAACACUAUUUGGAAGUCAGCUGGCGAAGGAGCUGGAGAUUUGGACUGAGAAUGGGCAAGUACCGAGAGAACAAUACCUGCUGUUACAGUAUGUUGAUGAUAUACUGAUAGCUACGGAAGAAAAAGCAACCUGCAUAAAGGUAAUGAUUGAAAUUCUAAAUCAGCUGGGAAUGGGAGGAUAUAAGGUGAAAGGAAAGGCACAAAUUGGCCAACAGACUGUGAUUUACCUGGGAUGUGAAAUCUCACAAGGGCAACGUAAGCUGGGUACUAAUCAUAUUCAAGCUAUUUGUGCCAUUCCAGAACCCCGGAACCUAUAUGAGCUACAAGUUUUCAUUGGGAUGACAGGGUGGUGUCGCCUGUGGAUCAUGGACUAUGGACUAAUUGCAAAACCCCUGUAUGAAGCCCAGAAGACGCAGCUGUUUACCUGGGGCAAACCACAGAAGGAGGCCUUCCUCAAACUGAAGAAAGCAUUGACAACGGCUCCGGCGUUAGGAUUGCCUGAUUUAUCCAAAGACUUUCAGCUGUUUGUGCAUGAAAGAUCACACCUAGCUCUGGGAGUACUAACCCAGCGUUUAGGAAGAUGGAAAAGGCCGGUAGGCUACUUCUCCAAACAACUUGACAACGUGAGUGCUGGAUGGCCCUCAUGCCUAUGAGCAGUUGCAGCCACUGUGAUGCUGAUACAAGAAGCUAGGAAACUCACGAUGGGUAGACACAUAGAUGUCUAUGUACCACAUAUGGUAACCACUGUUUUAGAACAAAAGGGGGGCCAUUGGCUAUCUCCAAGCAGGAUGAUGAAAUUCCAGGUAAUCCUGACUGAGCAGGAUGAUGUCACAUUAAAGACAACUAACCUUUUGAAUCCAGCCUUGUUUUUAGGUACAACGACUGAAGAAGGCCCAUUAGAACAUGAUUGUGUGGAAGUGAUAGAACACACCUGUUCAGCUAGAGCAGAUUUGAAAGACGUCCCACUGGAACAGGCAGACUGGGAGCUGUUUACAGAAGGAAGCAGUUUUGUGGAGAACGGGACCAGAUACGCUGGAUAUGCAGUAACAACAAUACGUGCAGUGGUAGAGGCAAAGGCCUUGCCAGCAAACACAUCUUUCCAAAGAGCAGAACUGGUUGCCUUAACCAGGGCGUUAGAGCUGAGUGAAGGGAAGAAAGUAAAUAUCUGGACUGAUUCAAAAUAUGCUUUUGGAGUGGUGCAUGUACACGGGGCAUUGUGGAAAGAAAGAGGACUGCUGUCUUCCCAAGGAACACACAUUAAACAUCAAGAUGCAGUCCUACAAUUGAUAAAAGCAGUGCAAAAGCCGGAGCAAGUGGCAAUUAUGCACUGCAAAGCACACCAAUCAGGAAAUUCCAAGAUUUGUGAAGGGAAUCGAAAGGCAGACUGGACAGCACGACAGGCUGCCCGGAAAAUGCAAACAGCAAUGGCAUUGAUACCUUUAAAUGUUAAUGUAUCUCAAUUCAGUUUGCCUCCAAAACGCAAAUAUUCAGUAGAAGAUGAGAAAUUGGGACGUUUGCUAAAUGCACAAAAGAAUUCAGAAGGAUGGUAUGUAACUGCACAAGGACAAAUAGUGUUACCCCCCUUGAUAAUGAGAGAAGUUCUACAAAUUAAACAUAAUGAAUGUCAUUGGGGUGCAGAGGCAUUGGUAAAACUGCUAAAACAAAAGUUAAUCUCAGUACAGAUGCUAACAAUGGCAAAAUCAGUAAUGUCAAAAUGUGAGAUCUGCUUGAAAAACAACCCGGUGGCUAGACGCCAAGCACAGCUAGGGAGAGUCAGGAUGGGAAUAGAACCAGGAGACUACUGGCAGGUAGAUUUUGUAGAACUGCCAAGGACUCGGGGAUACAAAUAUCUGUUGGUAGGGGUUGACACAUUUUCAGGAUGGCCAGAAGCCCUUCCCUGUCACACAAAUCAAGCAAAGGAAAUGGUUAAGUGGUUAUUACAGGAGAUCAUUCCCAGGUUUGGGGUACCCUUAGGGAUAUUAUCAGAUAGGGGGCCUCAUUUUAUAGCAACAAUAGUAAAAGAAAUAAGUAGAUGGCUGGGAAUAACCUGGGACCUCCACACGCCAUGGAGAUCCCAAUCAAGUGGACAGGUAGAGAAAAUGAAUCAAACACUAAAGAGGCAAAUCAGUAAAAUAUGCCAAGAAGCCUAA
Molecule: messenger RNA, 2736 nt
Organism: Pseudopodoces humilis (Tibetan ground-tit)
Lineage: Eukaryota; Metazoa; Chordata; Aves; Passeriformes; Paridae
Source: RefSeq, a predicted model, not a curated record